CAUUGCAGUGAUCCGAGCAAAGGCCGUCUCUGCGAAAGAGGUGGAUUCAGGGAAUGAUAUAUAUGGGAAUCCAAUCAAACGAAUCCAGUAUGAAAUCAAGCAGAUCAAGAUGUUUAAGGGCCCCGACAAGGACAUAGAGUUCAUCUACACGGCUCCGUCCACCGCCGUGUGCGGCCGGCUGCUGGACACCGGCGGGAAGAAGGAGUAUCUCAUCGCAGGCAAGUCAGAGGGCAAUGGCAAGAUGCACAUCACGCUCUGCGACUUGGUCUCCACCUGGGACUCGCUGAGCCCGACCCAGAAGAAGAGCCUAAACCAGCGGUACCAGAUGGGCUGCGAGUGCAAGAUCUCGCGCUGCCUCUCCAUCCCCUGCUUCGUCUCCUCCUCGGACGAAUGUCUCUGGACAGACUGGGCGAUGGAGAAGAACAACGUGGAUGGGCGGCAGGCAAAGCACUAUGCUUGCAUCAAGAGGAGCGACGGUUCGUGUGCCUGGUACCGUGGCAUGGCCCCCCCCAAGCAAGAGUUUCUCGACAUCGAGGACCCCUAAGCCAAAUGAGUGCAUUCC
This is a messenger RNA of Phaethon lepturus (White-tailed tropicbird), 562 nucleotides long. RefSeq names its product TIMP metallopeptidase inhibitor 2 (gene TIMP2). The coding region runs from base 110 to 544 and encodes 144 amino acids. Gene Ontology annotation, cellular component: extracellular matrix. Gene Ontology annotation, biological process: negative regulation of membrane protein ectodomain proteolysis; negative regulation of endopeptidase activity. The record is from RefSeq and is a predicted model, not a curated record. The transcript has 4 exons. NCBI's taxonomy places the organism in Eukaryota, Metazoa, Chordata, Aves, Phaethontiformes, Phaethontidae. Gene Ontology annotation, molecular function: protease binding; metalloendopeptidase inhibitor activity.